AUGAACUCCAUCCUCUUCGAAGCUUGGGAGAAGUGCCAGGGAAAUUGGAAAACUUCUUCGAUCUAUCUCAAUCUCAAGAGCAUCAGUCGCUCACGCAGGACCGGGGUGCGGGUGUGGAUGACACGUGCCGAGGUGAUUGCAAAAUUCGGCGAGGUUUCCGCCGACGCUAUCAUUCUUCGAAAACAGGGGGACGAGAAGCUACGAGCCACUGAAAUCCGUCGGCACCCCGAACUGCCCGAAAGCGACGACCUUGUGCAAUACUUGAUAUUGGACACCUCGAAAGAGGUGGAAGAAGAGGAAGAAAUCAUGGAGCAGCUCUACUCGGCCGCCGACGAGGAUUCCUCAUCGACAUCCUCAUCUGGCUCUUCGAAGACCUCGAAGAAGAAGGACAAGAAGAAAGGCAAAAACAAGAAGAAGAACAAGAAGGCAAAAAAGGAAAAGAAGGCCAAGAAGGAGAAGAAAGGCAACAAAGGCGGAAAAAGGCGUGAAAGCAAGGAGGAUAAAGAAGUGGAUGAGGUGCUCGAUGCCAUCAACAAAGCUGGCAAGAAGAUCCAAGAGUUCCCAGCUGCUGAAAAUGAUUGUGCCACAUUGGGCGCGAACGUGCGAGAAGCGGCGGAGAGAGACCUCAAGGAAUCCCUCGCGGCCAUGAAGGAGAAGCGUCAAUGCUUGCAGGAUGCAGUGGACAAGCAGGAGAUCAGCGAGCUGGAGCAGUUGACAUCGUCAUUGCAAACGGCAAUCGAAGAGUUUGAAAAAGCUGUGAAGUUCGCUAAGAGCACGGUGGUGAAGAUGAUGGACCAGGUCUUCAAGAAUGGUUGGAGAAAAUCGGAGAGCCAGGGAAGAUGCUCCGGCACGACACGUAAGCUGGCCAAGUUCUGCGGGAAGAACGAUUCCAGAGACUUCUACAGGACGGUGGAAAUGCAACCGAACACUUUUGCCAAUCAUGGAACGUAUUGUUUGGUCUUUGGGCUGGGCCAGCAGGGGCAAAUCCCUAUAGGAGGUUGCUUUUUCGUGACGGAGCUACGGGGCGAUCUGGGUCCGUUGCUGCUUCUCCCAAAUUUCGGCUUGGACACCAUCCGCAUGUGCGCGAUGCACAACCUGAACCUGGGCCUGGUCUUCAUUGCGAACGGCUGGUACGGAGACCCGUCUCAAGAUCUCGAGAAGCUUUUCCAAGCAGCCUAUGUCGACUUCAAGGCCUGGCUGAAAGAGCAAAAGAUCUACUCGUCCCAACGAAGGUUCAAAUAUGGAGAAGCAAACCAAGUGUAUCAUGAGGGUAUGCUUUUCAUCAACAAGGGCUUGGAGCUGGCCCAGGUGUCGGUGAGGCAGCAAGAACUCACCUGGAAUGUUAUCCCGAAAGCCCACUACUUUGAGCACCAGCUUUUGGAAACGAAGCGGACCUGUAUGAAUAUGCGGUACCAUCACUGUUUUACUGACGAAGAUGCUAUGCGAUGGACAAAGUUGCUAGCUCGCAAAGCGAACCCGGGCACUUUCGAGGAUGCGAUACUCAAGAAAUCCAUUGCCAGACUUGCGGCGCUGAAGAAGCAUCGGCUUUUGGCUUUUGCGAGGCGAACCGGAGCACAACGUGCUCGGUUCGAUGCUGGUCGAAGGUAG
Symbiodinium sp. CCMP2592 is the source of this 1608-nucleotide messenger RNA. The record is from the annotation of a GenBank genome assembly. Lineage: Eukaryota; Dinophyceae; Suessiales; Symbiodiniaceae.